AUGAGAAACCAUACAUCAUUAACUACAUUCAUACUUCUGGGACUCACCAAUAAUCCUCAAAUGCAGGUUCUGAUUUUUAUAUUUCUGUUUGUCACCUAUACAUUGAGUAUAACUGGGAACCUGAUCAUCAUUAUAAUCACUUUAGUGGAUUAUCACCUUAAAAGUGCCAUGUACUUUUUCCUGAAAAACUUCUCCUUCUUAGAAACUUUAUUCACCACUGCCUAUAUUCCCAGAUUCCUCUAUAGCUUGUCAACUGGAGACAAGACAAUUUCCUAUAAUGCUUGUGUUGCUCAAGUAUUUUUUAUCAGCUUGUUUGGAGCUACAGAAUUUUUCCUUCUGGCCAUCAUGUCCUAUAAUCGCUAUGUAGCUAUCUGCAAGCCCUUGCAUUAUGUGACCAUCAUGAACAGCAAAGCCUGCAGUUGGCUUAUCUGCUGUUGGAUGGCAGGCUUGUUGGUCAUACUACCUCCACUGUGCCUGGGCUUAAACCUGGAAUUCUGUGACUAUAAUGUCAUUGAUCAUUUUCUAUGCCUGUGUUCAGUAGCCCUCAUCUGUGUACCUGUUACCUUUGUAUAUUUGACUAUGGCCAAAUAA
Messenger RNA from Ictidomys tridecemlineatus (thirteen-lined ground squirrel), 591 nucleotides. The record is from RefSeq and is a predicted model, not a curated record. NCBI's taxonomy places the organism in Eukaryota, Metazoa, Chordata, Mammalia, Rodentia, Sciuridae.